Rana temporaria (common frog) is the source of this 1846-nucleotide messenger RNA. It is a transcript of the gene DNAL4, whose product is annotated as dynein axonemal light chain 4. Bases 184 to 504 code for a protein of 106 amino acids. NCBI's taxonomy places the organism in Eukaryota, Metazoa, Chordata, Amphibia, Anura, Ranidae. The record is from RefSeq and is a predicted model, not a curated record. The transcript is spliced from 4 exons. Gene Ontology annotation, biological process: microtubule-based process. Gene Ontology annotation, cellular component: dynein complex. Gene Ontology annotation, molecular function: dynein light intermediate chain binding; dynein intermediate chain binding.
GGCGAAGGGGCGUGGCGUACUGCUCGGUGGCUCCGCUUCCGGAUUUGCUUGCGGUUGCCAGGGGAGGCCUGGGCCGCGGCAUAGCAACGAAAGCGGAGAGACGCCGUUGGAGUGAACGAUCGAUGCGGUGUGCACGGGGCUCCGGUAUACAGUGAGUGCUGCAACGGUAAAGGAAAAAAAGGAAUGGCAGAUCCUGGAGAAGGCAAGAAGGAUGAGGCGGAUUACAAGAGGAUGCAUAGCUUUCCUUUAAUACGGCACACGGACAUGCCAGAAGAAAUGCGUGUAGAAACCAUGGAGCUUUGUGUUACAGCCUGUGAAAAGUUUGCAAGUAAUAACGAGAGUGCAGCAAAGAUGAUAAAAGAGACUAUGGACAAGAAGUUUGGCUCAUCGUGGCAUGUAGUGAUUGGAGAGGGUUUUGGUUUUGAGAUCACACAUGAAGUAAAAAACCUUCUCUACAUGUUCUUUGGGGGAAGUCUGGCUAUUUGUGUCUGGAAGUGCUCAUGAGGGAUCCAACACAAGACACGAUCUCUCCACUUCUUACCUUCUACUCAGGAUGUGCUGCUACAAAGCCUCGCUCAGGAAAGAGUCUUUUGCUGGGCUCUCUAUCAUUUGGGGUGUCAGGAUUUCUCUUCUUAACUCACUGGGAACCAGAGGGGUUUGCAAUAGAUUUGCAUGCACCUCUGACUUGAAAUUAAAAAGAAGGUGAUUGGUUUGGCUCUUGCAAUACAUAUGUAAGUAUAUUCUUCUGAGCCUAGGAAUAGUCUGUUACACCAAAUGAAGAAAAUGGACUGCUGUCAGUUUGCUUUUCCUAUGCUCUGACCCUCAGAGGCUUUUGUAACCAGUAAAAAUGUAUGCACAGGGUUUUACUGUCGUACUGGCACCGCAGCUCUGGUUUCCCAAAUACAUUUUGUGUUCACUGUCACUUUGGCACCUUCUUUUCCCUCUCUGAUUCAAAAAAUAUCAAAUUCAUAAUUGGUUUCCUUGUUGCUUUGCCUUCCUGCUAUUCUCUAUAUCACACAUUCUCUUAUGUAUGAGUCAUUUUACCCUCUCUCCUUAACAAGUGGACUCACAAUCUCUCUGCAGAGAAAUAUGUUUUGUUUUUAGUUCAGUUUAUUGUUUUCCCUAUACACCCACAUAGGUUUGUGCAAUUAAAAAGAACCUGUUAUCAGGGCAACCGCAAACUUCUAGCAUGCUAACAAAUAAAAUCUAUAUGUCGUAUUCUCAGAAUUAGUUGACUGACACUAUACGUGGAUUGGCUUCAUUGGUGGAGGUUGAUUUAUUUGUAGUAGUUGACUUUUGGGGGUCUUCGCUCAGAGGAACUUGAAAUUUUGAAACUUGUUUUAAUGUUGUAUAGAUUAGCUAACAAUUCUCUGAGUACAAUAUUUAGAGCCGUUUCAAGAUAUUUUUCUGCAUUUUUCUAAAUUAUAUAUACAGUAUAUGCAUAUACAUAUUCAUGUGACUUAGUUGCUAGACUUUUUCCGUGCUUGUUCACAUGUAAAUUAUUUCUAUUUCGCUAUUGCUUUUGUUUCCCAUUUCUCACUUUCUGGCUGCAUAUCAUUCCAUCUAGCUUCCUUUUUGUCCAUUUGACGUAGAUGUGCAUCAUAGACUCUCCACAAGCCAUAAAUAAUAGAUCAGGAGAUUUAGGAUACCACAGAGAAGCCUGCCAGCUACUAGUCCUUAAUUCCUCUUGUUCAGUGGCAGAAACGUGAAGACAUGUUUCUUGGAAGGAUUUUAUACUCUGCUGGAACUUCAAGUAUGAUGUUUUUUUAUGUUAAAUCUGGUUGUACAAUGGUUGAUGCUCUACUUGUCAUUAAUAAACUUUCUUGGAUUUUUUUAAAGAAAAUAA